UCAUAUGAUUUAACAAAAGGAGUCCUCGUAAGAGAGAGAAACAAAAUUGAAGAAAAUCUCUUCCCUCCCCUCACCUCUGGUUGCAGUGGGAGCGAGAAGAGAACAGGGAAAACAAAGAAGCAGUGUUGUCACCACUCACGCGCGCACGCACGCACCAUGCAGUAGGUGUGGUGUGUCUCUUUAUAACUUUGGUUGCUGCGUUCAUAACUCACAACGGCAUUAUUAAAGGCAGCAUUGGAGGUGAUGGUGAAUGAAUAAGGAUUUGGGCGGUUGCUGGUGCUAUGCCUUUGGAUUUGGAUUGAUAUGUAUCAGAGCUGCAUUGGCUCACACCGCCUCGCAUACCGCUCUCAGAUAUCGAACCUGGUCAAAGCCGGUCUCAUCAACCAAGCCAUCCACCUGUUCGACCAAAUGACCCAAUCAAAUUGCCGCGUCUUCAGCGUCGACUACAACCGCUUCAUUGGCGUCCUCCUCCGCCACUCCCGCCUCCACCUCGCCCACCACUUCUACCGCCGCCACGUCAUCCCCCGCGGCUUCUCCCUCCUCCCCUUCACCUACUCCCGCUUCAUCUCCGCCCUCUGCUCCGCCCCCAACAACAUUAACCUCCCCCUCAUCCACAGGCUCCUCCUCGACAUGGACGCCCUCGGCUUCGUCCCCGACAUUUGGGCCUUCAACACUUACCUCAACCUCUUAUGCCGCCAAAAUCGCUUAGAAACCGCCCUCGAACUCUUCCACUCCAUGCCCUCCAAGGGAAGAGACCCCGACGUCGUUUCCUACACAAUUAUUAUCGACGCGCUGUGCAGAGCUAAACGCUUUGACGAGGCUGCUAGGGUUUGGCGUCGUUUGAUUGACAGAGGGUUGAACCCUGAUUAUAAAGCCUGUGUUGCUCUUGUUGUCGGGUUGUGCGGUGGGGGGCGCGUUGAUUUGGCUUAUGAGCUUGUUGUUGGUGUGAUCAAGGGUGGGGUGAAGGUUAAUAGCUUAGUUUACAAUGCUUUGAUUGAUGGGUUUUGUAGGAUGGGGAGGGUUGAUAAGGCCAUGAAGAUCAAGGCGUUUAUGAGCCGGAACGGGUGUGUGCUGGAUUUGGUUACUUAUAACACACUGUUGAAUUACUGUUGUGAUGAGGGGAUGGUGGAUGAGGCCGUGAGGUUGGUGGAGACCAUGGAGAGGAGUGGGGUGGAGCCGGAUUUGUAUAGCUAUAAUGAGCUGUUGAAGGGUUUUUGCAAGGCAAAUAUGGUGGAUAGGGCUUAUUUGAUGAUGGUGGAGAGGAUGCAGACCAAAGGGAUGUGUGAUGUUGUUUCGUAUAAUACUGUGAUCACGGCGUUCUGUAAGGCACGCCAGACUAGGAGGGGCUAUGAGUUGUUUGAGGAAAUGUGCGGGAAGGGGAUUAGGCCGGACAUGGUGACAUUUAAUGUACUUAUAGAUGCAUUUCUGAGGGAAGGAAGUACCCAUGUGGUUAAGAAGCUGCUUGAUGAAAUGACAAGGAUGUGUGUUCUUCCCGAUUGUAUAUUCUAUACGGCAGUAGUUGAUCAUCUGUGCAAGAAUGGGAAGGUUGAUGUGGCUCAUAGUGUUUUUUGUGACAUGGUUGAGAAUGGGGUAAAUCCAGAUGUCAUCUCUUACAAUGCACUUGUAAAUGGGUUUUGUAAGGCUUCUAGAGUUAUGGAUGCCAUGUGCCUAUUUGAUGAACUGCAGAGCAAAGGUUUGUACCCUGAUGGGGUAACUUACAAGUUGAUAGUUGGAGGGCUUAUAAGGGGAAAAAAGAUUUCACUGGCCUGUAGGGUCUGGGAUCAGAUGAUGGAGAGAGGUUUUACACUUGACAGACAUCUCUCUGAGACUCUAGUCAUUGCCAUUCAAUCAAGUGAUGGCACAACAUGACACUAGUUUGUGUUUUGAUCCUCUCAAAUUCAUCACACCUUUCUUUCAAAUGGGAAACCUGACUUAAAAAGUUUUCUCUGGAUACAAUACACCAAGGCUUAGCAAACCUGACCUGACCUGACCUGAAACGUUAUCUGCAGGUAAUGACCUGAAAAGUUUUCUCUGGAUAUAAUACACCUAUUUUUAUGGCGCUUGUGGUGCCAUCCCAUACCUUUAUGUGUCUCUGUGCUCCUACAUACUUAUGUGCUGUAUAACAUACUUAUUCACAGACCAGCUUCUUGUAAAGGAUUCAUACAGAGGACUGUGCUCUAAUGGUUUCUUGCUACCAAUGGAAGUAAUGGUAUCCAAGUUUUGUUUCAUAAUGUCAGCAGAGUGAACAGAGCAUUCAUUUACUUUUGGCAAUUGUUAUACAUUGAGAGCUAUGGAUUUGUUUCUCACCCAGCACAACUAAUUUCAGUAAUUGAUGAUUUGGUUGGAAUCACUCCAGCUGCCUAUUCAAAUCCCAGUUGUUGUUUCUUCAGAUUUCAUAGUGAGGGUGGCUUUGAGUUAGUCUUAUGCUGUCUUCAUACUAUUUGAGUCAAUCUUUGACCAGUGGCAGCUCAAUUCAGAUUGAUUCAUGUCCUGCCUUGCAUAGCAGAAAAUCAAUGAACAUUUUAUGGUUCUAAUUAUUAAUAAUAGUAUAGCACCCUUCUAAGGUUAACAACUCCUUAAUGUUGGUAAAACAUUGUCUUGUUUCAUCAAGAUGAAGUUUGUGGUUGCAGUGCAUAGUUUGAACUAUGAAGAUAUGGUUUCAUUGGUGAUCUCACCUUGGUGUGGCUUAUGCCUAGUGCCUUGCUAUAUCCUAGCAAAUUGUUGAACAAUAAACUCUGGAACCUUUAUUAACAGAUCAUCGGUUUACUAUUUGUGUCUAUGUCUAGACAUGUAACUCAGUGGAGAAUUGUGGAUGUGGAAAAAAGAUUCACUAGGUAGCCUUGUUAGGUUUCAAGAUUCAAAUUUAUUAGUUUCUGAAAAGCUGUGAUGCUGGCACAAGUUAUGUAUUGCUUCUGAGAUUUGGAUUAGCAACAAGAAUAUGCAUAUUUGUAGGAUUAUACUGUUACAAAAUUCAACUUGUCUGACCUUUAUUAGCAUUAUUUUCUGGUAAGUUAUGAUGCUUCUGCCUGUAUCUGCAGCAUGGAACUUCAAGCUUUUCCAAAGAAAUGUCACCAUGAUCAUUACAUUUAUCCGAAGACUAGCUGAAGGACAACCACAACCAGCACAACUAGCAAUUUGCAGAUUGGUUUGAUGGAAAAUUGGAGAAGAAAUAAAAAGAACAAAGGAGGGCAAAGAGAAUGUACAGAUGAAGGAUAUACGCCUGGAUUCUUGAUGAUUUCCAAAUAGAAAUGAAUCAUCUAGGGUCCACCAUCCAAGCAACUUCUGGAGUAUGACAGAAAAAAUGGAAAUAGUUAAGAAAAUGCCAUGUUGGUGGCUAAAUGUCAGCAAAUGUGGCGUGUAUUAGGAAACUAGUUUCAAACUGCUACAUUUUAGAAUUAGUUUGGAAACUGGGUUGACAAAUCUUUUCUUCAUUCAUUCACUCACUCUCUUCCAUUGUGUAUUUCUCAAAGAUUUUCAUUUCAAUAACAAAUCUUUCUCUAACAUGUGGUAUCUCAAGUUCUUCAUUCACACAUAUUACACCAAUUAUAGAAACUCUUAACCUAGUUUUAUUGAAAAAUCCACUUCUAAUAUAAUCCCAGGUCAUCAAAAUGAAACUGGACUUCAGCUUGCCUGAAUAUAGGAUUUUAGAAGAAGAAAUGGAUUUUUCCCUCUGGUUUUGAACAUCGUUAGACCAGGAAUAACCAGUGGCAGCCUUAUCUUGCAUUUGCAAGAAGAGGCUUAUUCCACAAGUUGAACUUGUGAUUAGUUAUUUACAUUCUGUGCUAGUGGCGUAAACACUAACAACCUAUUAAAUUAUUAAUAUUAUGUUCAAUUGAAAGCUUCUACUUGCAAUAGUUUUUUACUGUCCUAGGUAGCCUUUUGCUCUUUUGAACUAGGUUAUCCGAUGUAAGAAUGGAGGAGUUAGAAUGCUAACUAUUGACAUUUGAUCAUGAAAUCUUAGUAGUUUAUGGGUUUGGCUGAUCACAUUACUUACAUCUGUUUUGGGGUGACGUGGAGUAAAUGGAAGUGUUGAAAAGAAACAAAAUGGAGACUCACUUGCUGAACCGUGGCCUGUCUGCAUCUGGGGACUGUUAACAAUACAUCUGACCAGAUCUUGGAAAAUAUAGAAAAUUUGAAGUCAACAAAAGACCAACAUCCAUCUCCAUUCCAAAAUUUGAAGAGAAAAUUUCUUACAACUAUUGAAUUGAGGCAUUUACUACAGUGACAUGAGCCUGGGGAAUUGAUGUUAGCCAAUGAAUCACAAACUUUUGUGUAGUUGUUUUGUAGCUAUUGCAUUAUUUUGCCUUUGAACUUUGUUUUUUUUUUUUUUUUUUGAGAGAGAGAGCGCCGUGUGAGGGUGCUGUUUGACUGAUCUGUUGAAAAUUAUAGCCUCCUUCAGUUGCUGGAAAAGUUAAAAAAAUGCUCAAGCGCCUGAAGUUCAUCAAUGUAAUUUAAGCUGCCACCCAUAAAAUGAGUUUGUUA
Messenger RNA from Glycine soja, 4482 nucleotides. RefSeq names its product pentatricopeptide repeat-containing protein At1g13040, mitochondrial-like. The transcript has 2 exons. The coding region runs from base 304 to 1869 and encodes 521 amino acids. Lineage: Eukaryota; Viridiplantae; Streptophyta; Magnoliopsida; Fabales; Fabaceae. The record is from RefSeq and is a predicted model, not a curated record. Gene Ontology annotation, molecular function: protein binding.